Messenger RNA from Magallana angulata, 4548 nucleotides. RefSeq lists its product as uncharacterized. The coding region runs from base 72 to 1985 and encodes 637 amino acids. The record is from RefSeq and is a predicted model, not a curated record. Lineage: Eukaryota; Metazoa; Mollusca; Bivalvia; Ostreida; Ostreidae. The transcript is spliced from 15 exons.
UUGUAUGCCGACUGCUUCGAGGAUAUGGAAACAGAAAUGAGUGAUGUGGCGAUUAUUUGAAAACUCAGAUUAUGCAUCAUGGUUUGAUCCUCCUGAGAAGAUUUUUUAAUUUAAGACUUCCUUGUUUCUUCAACUGUCGACAGAUGUGGUGGAAACUUCAGGCUCAAGGCUUGUUCACAAGGGUCAAUUCCUUGAACAGGUCCAGGAAACUUGUGUUGGCUCUGCUUGUUGUGUGCAUAUUUCUCUACUACAUCUUAAGUUCCUGGUUUAGCACUGAGAGACAACACACUAUUGCACCAGAUAAUCUUGAAUUUUGUUUGCAAGAAAAAGUGGAGAGAUUUUCAGAUGCCAUUGAUAGAUAUGAUGUUUUUCUUAAUCAAGAAAACCAAGAAGUAACAUAUCCUCCAUAUGUUGGAAAUGGAAAAAUAGCAGCUUCGCUGGACAGUGAUUCAGGGCUUUUCAUUAGACUUAAUAGGGCCCUGUCUCUAUCUGUAAAAUACUACCCGGUGGUGUCUACAAAGAUCAUCAAUGCCAAGGCAAAAGAGGCAACUUUAUUGAAUAUAAGAGAGGGUAUUGCCUACAAACUCCAGACAGUUCAAACUGGAGGAUGGAGAAGCAAGUGUAACUAUGUGGAGAGUAGGGUUUACGCCCACAGGGCGCGCCCCUCUGUUCUGGUCCAGGACAUCAGGAUCUCUAAUCCCAGUAAAAGACCAUUGUUCAUUGAGUUUGAACAGGUUGGCCAGUUCAACUGGAAAGACUCUCGGACAUCUACAAAAACGGAGACCGUGGGGGGACAGUCGGUCAGCAUGGAGGUGUCGGAGGGGGAGGUCAACCUCCCUGACAACAAAUAUCACGUGUAUGCUGUGGUGGCCUCUGUCAAAGUGCCCAAAAACACAUUCACCAUCAAGUCAAAAGAGACCAAACAAUACCAAGUUUUAACUGUUGUGAAUUACACAAAACCAUACGAGAAAAAGACAGAGGUACAGACCUCCAUUAUGUCAGCUGGUGUGCUCAGGGAGCUUAAAGAUGUGUUGAAUAUAGGAACAACAUCAUUACAAGCUGAGCAUGUAAAGGUUUGGAAUAAGCUUUGGGAGAGUGGUUUCGGUAUUAGCCACUCCAAAGCCCAGGGAGCGCUGAACGCAGACAAAAUCAACACCACCAUCUAUUAUGUACUGAGUAAUGUGGCGGCCCCUCUCCAUGAUAUAGGGGUCUCCCCCACGGAACGCACCAAAAUUAAGCAAGUUCUUCAUUAUCCCGACAGGUGCUACAAUGGACAUUCCACGCUGCUUGCUAACACUUUGUGGGCGGAUGUCUCGGAUGAGGAGGACAUCGCUAGAGUGUCCACGACGUGGAUGAUCACACUAGAGAAGAUGGGCUGUGACUUCAUGGUCCGAUCAGGAGCAGAGGGAGUUCUCCAGGCCAUGCUGUUAAGCAUGGGAUCAUUCCGAUUCGGCGACAGCCAUUUGGAAUUCAAGAUGGAGCCUAAGGAUCUCCAUAGGGACUUGUUUUUCCACCGUAUUAAUUACGGCAAUAACACACAUCUUAACAUAUCUGUGAUAGUGGGAGAUGACAAUAAAGCAAAUAUUUAUGUUGCUCUGGAUCGUAACGAUCGGCCAUAUUAUGCCUGUGAUGCGGGAUGUAUUGAUUCACCUAUGCAAUUAUCACGGAAAGUUCAGCAGUUUCCAGUGAAGCUUACGGAACCACUGACGGCCAUUUUGUACAUAACAGCUGAUAAGUUUCACAUGGAGGACCUCAAGCAUGUCCUUCAUCUGCAGUCUGUUAAAGAGGCUCCCCCACAUGAACACCAUGUGAUUGCCUUGCACAAACAUGGCCACCAUUUUGGAGGCUUGCCUCUGAUAUUCUGGAUCUCAUUAGCGUUUUUAGUGAUCAUUUUCCACCUUUUCUUGGUCAAGUUGAUUGUGAACGAGUAUUGUCAAGGACAGGAAAGGUUCACGGCCGGACGCAGGAAAGGCUACAACCUGUGAAUGGGGUGGGGGGAAGAAUGACUGUAAGAUCCAUUCCAUCAGGUGCCAGAGUUAUUGCUCUUGAUUGAUGUUAGAUUGUGGGAUUGGGGCUACAGAGUAUAUUGUUAAAGUUGCGAUGGGGGAUCAGGUGCCAUUGGCAGUAUUCUGUGUUUGAUCCCAUUUAAGUGUGGGAUUAGUUAUAACUGUAGCUUCUUGUUUGGAACUUGUUUGUGGGAUUGGGCUUCAUUGUUAUAAGUGUUGGAUUGUGGGAUCAGGUGCCAUUUACUCAGUGUUUGAUUCUCAUGUUCAGUGUUUGAUUGCAUUUCGAUUGUGGAAUUACACAUCAGAGUUAUACAUGUAGGUUAAGAAUUGUGUGUGAUUAAAGGAUCAUGUAGGCUUCAAAGGUAAAGAGUGGUGUCAAAGUUUUCGUGAAUGAUUGUUUUACACAUGGCAUGGAAGUAAUUCAGUUUGAUGCAUAGUUGUGGGAUCAUAAGUUUAUCACAUGCAUUUGACAACUGUUUAAAUGUGCUCCUACAUUAGAUGUGGUAUCGGACACCAAAGUUUUAUCUCUUGAUUAGCAGGAUGAAAAACCACAUUUAAAAAUGGGUUAAUAUUUGAUUUUGGGAUCAGCCAUCAGUUAUAAAUCUUGAGUAGAUCAUUUGGAGAUAAAACUUGAAGACAAGAUUUGAACCAAAAGUAUCACUUUUUGAAAAUUAAAUUCAUGUACUUUUAUUUUUAUUUUGUGCCUUUGAAAUACAAAGAAAAGUUGAAGCUCCUAACAAAAUAUAUGAUAUAUUAUCUACAAUAUUUCAGUUUGCCAUUAGUCAUGAGCAAAGGUGAUUUUUUUUAUUUUUCAAACUACAAAUACUUGUAAGUACAUAUAGGUAAAUAAAGAAUGUGAAUUUCCUUAAAUUAUUUCAAACAGUAAGUUGACAGAAAGUUUGACCUAUUAUUAUGGCCCUGGAAUUGGGUCUAAUAUAUAUUCUUUUGUUGCCCUCUAUGUCUUUCCAUCAUGCUUACAAUGAGACUACAAAUGGAAGAGAGUAGACAAUCUCUGUGGACAGUUUGGUCCAAACUUAAUCAUACCAUUCCAGUCUGGUUUUGUUUAUCUGUGUACAUUGUAUUUUUUGCUUCUUUAUGGUAACAUUUUGAAUAUGACGUACAUGUUGCCAUCUGUUAGUUAUAAGAGUGUGUUUUUUAGUAUGGAAAUGCUUGCACAUGAGUGAAUCAAGAAAUUACUUUGAAUAUUAAUGAUAUUUUGCAUACAUGUAUUCAGAAUACCAAUCUACAUGUACAUGUUGUCCAUGUAUUACACUUAACAGAGUGCAUGUCUAAUGUCUUGAAUCUUGCAGUAUCUGUAUUUACAGGUGCUGCAAAAUCUUAUGAGAAAUCAUAAGUACUCUUGCUCCAUUUGUUUCCAUUGCAUUGUUUUUUGGAGAUUUUAAACUGUUGUGUCCAGUGCUAAUGAAUGAUUAGAUGUUACAUUGUUGAAUUUGACAUCAUAUUGACACAUAAAGAUGAAUGUGUAACAUUAAAGUUACAUAUUAUCUCUUACUUUGAAAAGGACAAUGUUUAGAAAAAGAAAACAAUAAUGAAGCAAUAAAUCUAGGUCCCCUAUACAUGUAUAUACUGUAUAUACUGUAAACCAACUUUUAAUCGCAUGUGAGAAAUUUUCACGAGGUUCACAAGAGCCUCACUGUCGCAAUAUUUCUUGUUUCGGACUAGUAUUUGCCAUAUUUUUGUAAUAAAAAAAAAAAAACCAGGUGUGGAUAAGGCUUGGUCGCAAAAAUUUGUCACUGCAAUUCAGUUCAUCUCAGGUAAAUCGUAAAAUAAAGUCAUCGCGAAUAAUAGUUUGUUCACAGUACCUUUUCUAGUCCAUAUAUACUUGCGGCUGUUGGUCUGUCAGUGCAUGUACAGGUACGUGUAACAUUUUAAGAUUAUUAUUUUUGUUCAAUCAAAUUAGUGCUAGCCUAUAGUUUUAGUAUUUUUAAUCUACCAUUAACAUCUGCAAUGAUAUUAUCCUCGCAUAUAUUUAAAGUAGAUUAUUAACAAGGGGAAUGUCAAAUAUAAAUCAAGCAGGGGUGUAUUGCAAUGUGUUUACAUGUAUUCAAUUUUGCUUCAAAUGAUGUUGGUUUUUUUUAAAAUCAAAUACUACUGAAUACAUUUAUAUGUAUCAGUGGUUUGAUAUGUUUUCUUGGAGAUAAAAAUAAAUAAUUGAUAAUUGUAAAAUCCAAAUUCAUUUAAAAGCAUAAUAAUUUUUAUGUUUUAUAAUCAGUGUAUGUAUGCAUUACACUCUAUGGAGUCAUGUUACAACAUUAUACGAGUAUGUAAACUGUUAUGUCAAAUAAGGACAAAUAGGUCAAAAAAUGACAUUCUGAUGACAAACCAAAACAGCUAAAUCAUUUAUCCAGCCAAUAUUGGGACACAAUUAUUCAUGUGUGGAGUCAUUCCCAAACAAACAUGAUCAGAAAACCAAAAUCGGUCAUGCAUAUCCUUACUGAAUUAUCCAAGACUAACGAGAGUUCCCUUUGUUGGCUUUUAAAUAUGUCCUCAAAACCUUAAAGUAGAAUUGAAUUUUUAUUUU